CCAUCCACAUCCACGCAGGCACACACCCCUCCGGCCUCCGUAUAUAUCCAUCUCCAUCCACCACCCGACCUCAUUCUUCAUCCUCUUCCUCACAGCUGCUUGCUGCUUAGCCGCCCUUGGCUGCUCUCUGCUCCUCCGAAUUCCAUGGAUCUGCAGGCGGAGCUGCGGCGCCCGGCGGCGGCCCACGAGGCGGCGCUGAGGGCCGUGCAGAAGCCGCCCGCCAAGCCCUGGCGCGGGGGAGGCGCCGCUUCGACCCCGCCCCCGCCGCCCAAGGUGUACCGCGUCGAGCCCCGGGAGUUCCGGGACCUCGUGCAGAGGCUCACCGGCGCGCCGCCCGCUCCCACGGGCAGGGGCGGCGUGGCGCGGCCGCAGCAUCAUCAGCUGCCGGCGGCGGUGCAGCCGCACCAGCCGGUGGCCGUUCGCGCUACAGGGGACCACCACCACCAGCAGCAGCAGCAGCUUUACGGCUCGCCGUGGUUCUCCUUCCCGCUGGCCGGGCUGGACGGCGCCAACGCCGGCGGCCUCAUGUAGUCGUCGUGACGCAACGCACGCAUCAAGGGAAGAGAAGGGAAGGGAUCGAUGUAGCAAAUCAAAGCUUUCUCCUUUUUUUUUCUUGGUUAUUACAGGACAGAGUAGUUUGUUUCUGAAACAAGGAAGGGAAUCGAGCAUACAAGAAUCAACAGCAGCAGUCACCUCACCACGCAUGCAUUAGACAGGCAGGCAGACAUACAUAGAUGAAUUAAUUAAUGAUGUUGAAUAAUAAUGUCAAUAGUCAUACUCUAGUUAGUUAUUCUCUGUUAAUUACUACUACUACCAGCAAGUACCGGUGUUCAUAUAGACAGACUUGGUAUAUCACUGUAACAAGUGUAUGUGUAAUGUUGAAGGAUGAAGGUGUUGCAGUAGUCCAGCUGCAUGCUGAGAAACAAAGUCUUUCCAAUUUUCUUGCAAGCAACGAGGAUCAUCCAUUGGUAUCA
Messenger RNA from Panicum virgatum (switchgrass), 974 nucleotides. RefSeq names its product VQ motif-containing protein 29-like. The record is from RefSeq and is a predicted model, not a curated record. Lineage: Eukaryota; Viridiplantae; Streptophyta; Magnoliopsida; Poales; Poaceae. The transcript has a single exon. The coding region runs from base 145 to 531 and encodes 128 amino acids.